CCCCCUUUCGAGCCCCAUUCCUCAAUUUCAUCUAUACUCUCAUUAUUUCUCCCCAAAGCACAACCCUAGCCUCCAUCGCGCCGCCAUUGGUCUCACCGUCGUCGCCUGGUUCGUCGCGGUCGUUCGCCAAUUCUCCUGUUUCGUCCUGCUCGAAGGCCCUUCCAUUCUCCCAACGCCAGCGUCUCUAGGUCCUACUCCGCCGUCGUCCCUCGGUCGUGUUCGUCGCCAGCUCCCCGUCGUCCGUCUCCAGCUCGCCAGUGUUCGUCGCCAGCUUCCCGUCGUCUAUGGCUCUCCCUCAAAUCUCUGGUCACUGCCCUCGCCGAAGUUUCAGCAAUGUCGUCAUCUUCCGAAGACGAGUCAAUGUCCGAGAUGGAAGAACAAGAGAAUCAGAAUAAAGAAAUAAAGCAUGAAAAUGGAGUGCUUGAUUACAUAAUGAGCUUGGAAAGUGUGCCAACAAAGCUCCCUCCACAUCUUGAGCUUCUCAUGACCCGGGUCCUCUGCAACAACGAUGCUCCUCAGCAUACAGAUACCAUACAGUAUUCUGGUGCUUAUGCAGCAUUAGGUGUUGAUAAUAGCUUGCGGUUAGAUAAUUUCAGUCAAAACUUCAAAGUUGAAGUGAAGCGGCUCACAGAUGAUGACAUAGAGUUUGAUAUGAUUGGUAUUGAUCCUUCACUUGCCAAUGCAUUUCGAAGAAUCCUUAUAGCAGAGGUACCAACAAUGGCUAUUGAAAGAGUUUACAUUGCAAACAAUACAUCACUUAUACAAGAUGAAGCUUUAUCCCAUAGAUUAGGCCUCAUACCAAUAAGUGCUGAUCCCAGGCUAAUUGAAUAUCCAGAUAAUGCUGGGGAUGAUAGGAAUGAAAAGAAUAUCAUUGUCUUCAAACUACAUGUUGCUUGCCAUAAAGGACAGCCACGUAUGACCGGUAAAUGA
Arachis stenosperma is the source of this 930-nucleotide messenger RNA. RefSeq lists its product as uncharacterized. Bases 334 to 930 code for a protein of 198 amino acids. The transcript is spliced from 5 exons. Gene Ontology annotation, cellular component: RNA polymerase III complex; RNA polymerase I complex. Gene Ontology annotation, molecular function: DNA binding; protein dimerization activity. Lineage: Eukaryota; Viridiplantae; Streptophyta; Magnoliopsida; Fabales; Fabaceae. The record is from RefSeq and is a predicted model, not a curated record. Gene Ontology annotation, biological process: DNA-templated transcription.